Empidonax traillii (willow flycatcher) is the source of this 1691-nucleotide messenger RNA. It is a transcript of the gene TGFB2, whose product is annotated as transforming growth factor beta 2. Gene Ontology annotation, molecular function: cytokine activity; type III transforming growth factor beta receptor binding; growth factor activity. Gene Ontology annotation, biological process: transforming growth factor beta receptor signaling pathway; BMP signaling pathway; SMAD protein signal transduction. Gene Ontology annotation, cellular component: extracellular region. The transcript has 7 exons. Bases 402 to 1640 code for a protein of 412 amino acids. NCBI's taxonomy places the organism in Eukaryota, Metazoa, Chordata, Aves, Passeriformes, Tyrannidae. The record is from RefSeq and is a predicted model, not a curated record.
UGUUUUCCAGCGCGCUGAGAGCAGCCUCUCUUCCAUUUACUUGAUUCGCAGGUUUGUUGUAUCUCUUUGGAGGCUUUUUUCCUCCCCUUUUUUUGCUGUCCGGCUCUCUCCACCCCCGAAUUUUAUCUAGUUGUAGCAACUUGCCGCCUCUUUUUUUUUUUUUUUUUCCCCCUUAUUAUUACUGGUAUUUUUUCACUGGCGCCUUCUGUACAUUUUCCGAUUGCGAGCCGCCCUCGGAGCCCGGUUUUUAACAGCAUUUUGUCUGCAGAUCUCCCCUUUGUUUGCACAGAUCCCCUUUUUAUUUUUUGAUUUUUUUUCCUUGUUGUCGUUCGUUGUUAAAGUCACUUUUUUUUUUUUUUUUUUUUUUUUGGUGGGGGGGGCGCUGUAUUUAAACACUUAAAAUGCACUGCUAUCUGCUGAGCGUGCUCCUCACAGUGGAUCUGGCCACCGUGGCUCUCAGCCUGUCUACCUGCAGCACCCUCGACAUGGAUCAGUUUAUGCGCAAGAGGAUCGAGGCUAUCCGGGGGCAAAUCUUGAGCAAACUGAAGCUCACCAGCCCCCCCGACGAGUACCCCGAGCCCGAGGAGGUGCCCCCGGAGGUCAUCUCCAUCUACAACAGCACCAGGGACCUGCUGCAGGAGAAAGCCAACCACAGAGCUGCCACUUGCGAGAGGGAGAGGAGCGAUGAGGAAUACUAUGCCAAAGAAGUUUACAAAAUAGACAUGCAGCCUGGUUACCCCGAAAAUGCCAUCCCGCCAAACUAUUUCAGCCUUUACUUCCGAAUCGUCAGAUUUGAUGUCUCAGCGAUGGAGAAGAACGCUUCCAAUUUGGUGAAGGCCGAGUUUAGGGUCUUCCGCCUGCAGAACUCAAAGGCGCGGGUCUCGGAGCAGCGGAUAGAGCUGUACCAGGUGUUAAAAUCUAAAGAAUUAUCAUCACCAGGACAGCGUUACAUUGACAGCAAAGUAGUUAAAACAAGAGCUGAAGGAGAAUGGUUGUCAUUUGAUGUCACUGAGGCUGUACAUGAGUGGCUCCAUCACAGAGACAGGAAUCUUGGAUUUAAGAUAAGCUUACAUUGUCCAUGCUGUACCUUCGUGCCUUCCAAUAAUUAUAUCAUCCCAAACAAAAGUGAGGAACUUGAAGCAAGAUUUGCAGGUAUUGAUGACUACACAUAUUCCAGUGGUGAUGUGAAAGCUUUAAAGUCCAAUAGGAAAAAAUACAGUGGGAAGACCCCACAUCUUCUGCUAAUGUUAUUACCCUCCUACAGACUUGAGUCGCAACAGCCCAGUCGGCGGAAGAAGCGUGCUCUAGAUGCUGCCUAUUGUUUUAGGAAUGUGCAGGAUAAUUGCUGUCUGCGUCCACUUUAUAUUGACUUCAAGAGGGACCUUGGCUGGAAAUGGAUUCAUGAACCUAAAGGAUACCAUGCUAAUUUCUGUGCGGGAGCCUGCCCUUAUUUAUGGAGCUCAGAUACUCAGCACAGCAGAGUACUCAGCUUGUAUAACACCAUAAAUCCAGAAGCUUCUGCCUCUCCAUGCUGUGUGUCCCAGGAUUUGGAACCCCUCACCAUCCUCUACUACAUUGGCAAAACACCCAAAAUUGAACAGCUGUCCAACAUGAUUGUAAAGUCUUGCAAGUGCAGCUAAAGGAGAUCCCCGAAACAGCAUGACAUGUGUUUAUUAAAAAAAAAAAAAAAA